GACACUAUCAGCUGUUUGGCAAAAGGUAAACAAAACGUGCUUCGUUUGCCGACAUGCCGCCAAAGUCGAGUAAUAAAAAAAACCAAGCUACUUGGUAUCACUGUGACAAAUGUGAUGUGCAUAUAACGAACAAAUCUCGGGAUACUCACGAGCAAGUGUGUCCUAUAACUGACGAUGGAAGUAGCGCAGCUGUGGACACAGAGUUUGUGCGCAAUGGGUCGCUUUAUACGAGCAGCGUGCAGCAACGAAAUUUCGAAGUGGAAUCUUUGAAGGAUCUACCUGCGAAAUAUGCCAAUACGCUUUUAUUUAUGUCUGAAGGUGCCAUACAGCUCGCUCAAUUUCACAUAGGGCAAAAGGUAGUUAUAGAACCAGCAGUAGAAGAAGAAACAAAAGCCGAAAAACAAGCGCUGGUUCGCAUCCUUUGGCCCAUUUCGGAGCAGUUCCUUACAACUAUUUUCGCCACAGCUGAAGAUUUUAGACAAAAUUGGUCUGCAUUCCAAGGCAAAUUGCUGCGCAUUUCAGCUCUCAAUCACAGUCAGCUCUUUGCCGCCGCCAGCGUCUCCUUAAGACAUUCAAACUCCAACAAAUCCGAGUUGGAGCCAAUCCAUCUUCAAGAUGUGGCGGCGGUACUUAAGCGCAACAUAGUCAAUCAAAUAUACAGAACAGGCAGUGAACUCUAUUUGAAUUUCUUUAACAAGCCAUUGACUUUUCGUUUGGAAAGCUGGCAAGGAGUGGAGGACGAUGCUCUGGAGGAUGCGCUGGCAAAUCUUAGUUUGGCUAAUACCCAACAAUUUGUGCAAAUAACAAAUUCUACACGGCUGGAGCUAUUACUUAACGAAGAGAAAAUCAAGCAACAGCAACCGGAGCUGGAUCAAAACUUAACUAAAGUAAAGGUUGGCGGAUUGGAUAAGCAAAUUCAAGUGGUAGAAGAAAACAUGAAUUAUGCGCUAGGCUACAAGCCAAUGCCGAAAGGCAUCAAAAUAUCCCGUGGCUUGCUACUUUAUGGCGCCAGCGGCUGUGGUAAAUCCUUGGUCUGCGAGGCCAUGUGUUCGUCUGCCCAGAAAAGCAACCACAAUGUCCAAAUCAUUAAUAUUAGCAGCGGCGAAGUGUUUAGCAAAUUUCUGGGUGAAACGGAGCAAAAGCUGGCCGCAUAUUUUGAACGCGCCUACUCGCAUUACCCACAUCCCUCGGUGCUUAUCCUGGAGGAUAUUCACACGCUUUGUCCGAAACAGGAUUCAAAUGACUUGGUCAAGCGCGUUUCGAUGGCAUUGCUCUCCCAACUCGAUCAGCUCAGCAGCGGUUGUCGAGUAGAGACGAGUCGCACUUUCCUGCUAGCUACGAGCUCGCAAAUUGAUGCACUACACCCAAGCAUAAGACGUGCAGGACGCUUGGAUUGUGAAUUGGAGCUGGGUCCGCCUAGUCCUGCUGCUCGUAAGGAGAUUUUGCAAUGCCAACUGCAGCAGUUGGAGCACAAUAUAAAAGACACGGAAUUGGAACACAUUGCGAGCAUCACACAUGGCUAUGUGGGCGCCGAUUUAGUUAAUCUUGUAUAUACAGCAACGCUAGCUACGCUGAAGGGGGAGCCUCGCGCUCUAGAGCUGCGGGAUUUGCAAGCAGCGCUUACGCAAGUCAAGCCUUCAGCUAUGCGCGAGGUUCUGAUUGAGAAUCCGAAUGUGCUUUGGUCGGAUAUUGGCGGGCAGGCGGCAUUGCGUCUCACUCUGCAACAAGCCAUCGAGUGGCCGUUGCUGCAUGCAGAUAAAUUUCAGCGUUUGGGCAUAAAGCCACCUCGUGGUGUGCUCAUGUUUGGUCCACCUGGAUGCUCGAAGACAAUGAUAGCCAAGGCGCUGGCUACUGAAAGUAAACUUAACUUCUUAUCCAUUAAAGGCCCGGAGCUCUUCUCCAUGUGGGUGGGCGAAUCGGAGCGUGCGGUACGUGAAGUUUUUCGCAAAGCUCGUCAGGUGGCUCCGGCGAUUGUGUUCUUUGACGAAAUCGAUGCGAUUGGCGGGGAGCGCUCCGAAGGAUCAGCCAGCGGGUCAUCUGUUAAGGAGCGCGUGCUCACCCAACUGCUGACCGAGCUGGAUGGUGUGGACGCUUUGCAUAAUGUCACCAUUGUAGCCGCCACCAAUCGUCCAGAUAUGAUAGACAAGGCACUUCUCCGGCCCGGUCGCAUAGAUCGCGUCUGCUAUGUGGGCUUGCCAGAGGCGGCGGCACGUCGCGAAAUUCUGCUCAUCAAGCUGCGUGCCAUGCCCUUAGCUGAGGAUGUGAAUGUCGAUCAGCUGGUCACAUUUACCGCAGGCUAUUCGGGCGCAGAGAUUCAAGCUGUUUGCCAUGAGGCAGCGCUCAGCGCCUUGGAGCAAAGCUUCGAGGCCGAGCUCGUGCAUUGGCGACACUUCGAAUUGGCGCUGGCAACGGUAAAGCCGCGCACAAGUCCCGAACUGUUGCGUCUCUAUCAAGAAUACAUUAAAAAGUAGAUAAUAAAGUUAACUGUUAUGUUCCCAAAAACUAUUUCGCUUCAAUUUCA
Molecule: messenger RNA, 2521 nt
Organism: Drosophila hydei
Lineage: Eukaryota; Metazoa; Arthropoda; Insecta; Diptera; Drosophilidae
Product: ATPase family protein 2 homolog
Exons: 3
Coding region: 54-2471 (805 amino acids)
Cellular component (GO): cytoplasm
Molecular function (GO): ATP binding; ATP hydrolysis activity
Source: RefSeq, a predicted model, not a curated record